CUUUAAGAGAAGCGGGAGGGGGCUCGGAGCAUCUUGGCUGCGGUGUUUUUGUCUCUCUGUCAGUGAGCGCUCCUCCUGGGCCGAGGCGGCAGAAAGGAUUUGCGCAGGGCAGGUGCUGACUGUAAGAGAGCAAGAAAAGGAAGGGAGAGGCAAGGGGCCAGGGGAGGAGAGAUCCCGUCCUCGCAGCGCAAGCAGCUGGUGAGCGUGUUUGUGUGACUGUCUGAAAAGCAGCCACAGGCACAUUAUGGCACAGGUGCUGCAUAUGGACCCCGGCUUCCCAGGGAAACUCAACCCGCCUGCCCCCCCUUCCCUGCACGCCAAAGAACAGGAGGCGCCCUACUCAGUGGAGACCCCCUAUGGCUACCGUCUGGACCUAGACUUCCUCAAAUAUGUUAACGACAUAGAGAAGGGGAACACUAUCAAGAAGGUGCCUGUCCAACGCCGGCCACGCUAUGGCUCUUUGCCCCGUGGCUAUGGCUACGCUGGCUCCUGGUGGACCUCCACGGAGUCUCUCUGCUCCAAUGCCAGCAUGGACAGCCGGCAUUCCUCUUACUCCUACUGUGCCCCAGGCUACCAUACAUCACAAAGGCCCAGCUUCAGUACUGCCCGGGUGGAGAAGACUCUGUUGGAUGCUCGCAGGAAGCUGGAAGAAGAGAAAGAGGGACGGAGAUUCUCCAAUCUUGGCAGCAUGCACAGCAGUGUAGCUGGCUCUAACACCUCCAUCAGCAGCGCACACAGCUUCAACCGGUCACAGGGUGGAGGUGGAUCUUUCACUCCCAUGAGCUCUGGUCUGUCCACCCCAGUAACUCCAACCCCAGCUCACUUGCAACAUGUCAGGGAGCAGAUGGCUGCAGCCCUGAGAAAGAUAAGGGAGCUAGAAGAUCAGGUGAAAACAAUACCUGUGCUCCAAGUUAAAAUCUCAGUGCUGCAGGAGGAGAAACGGCAGCUCAGUGUCCAGCUGAAGAGCCAGAAGUUCCUGGGCCACACUCUGGGGUUCAACCGAGGUCGUCCCAGAGGGGAGCUCUAUAUUGACAUCCCUGAAGAAGACAUGAGCACUGGAAAGGGGAGCAACAACAAUAAGCCAGCAGGGUCACUGUCCCCCACCACACCUGAUGGGUCCAAGCAAGACUCAGGGUGUGAGAUUGAGGACACAGUGAUUGUGAGUGGAGUGCGACCAGAUGCAAAGCGGGAAGUGCGCACCAUUGGCGUGGGACCAGAGGACUCAAAAGGAAGUCGUCAUGUGGGGGUCUGGGUUCAAGAGAAGGAUCUGGGACUGCUACCUGAGACAGAAGUCCUCAAAAAUCAAGUGGGUCAGCUUGAGGGUCAACUAAAGAGGACAAUGCAGGAGCUACAGGCUUCACAGCAGCAGGUGGCAGGAGUCCAGAAGGGCCCUCAGGCAGAGCAUCCAGUCAUAGCAACGAGCCUGGGCUGGCAGGAGCCUCAAGGCUGCAGCCUGCAUACACUAGUCAGCUUCACACAGCAACGACACCAGAGGGACCAGAGAACUGUAGGAAUUCAGGUGUACACACUGGAGCAGCCUACUGUGGUAGAGGUGGGAACACUGCUCCGAGCAGAGACCUGCAGCUCCCCCCCCAUUCAGCCAGCUGCUGGAGGCGUGGAAGACCACCACAGAGGGCGAAUUGAAGAUGCUCCAGUUGAGUUGCCGAUUGCAGUCAGCUCUAAGCAGGUACGCGAUGUCUUGAAGAGCAGGUUGUCCACCUCAGUACCUGUAGCUAAUCCUGCCAUUGCUGUUGCAUCUGAUGAUCGGAUUGUGCAUAAUAAGGAAGAAGCAAAUGAGUCUAUCCAAUCACAAGAAGGCUUACCUAAGACAGCUUCAUCUCCCCAAUUGUCUCUGAGAUCAAUUAUGAAGCGGAAAGCAGAAGGUGAACCAGGCUCGCCCUCUACGAAGAAAAACCUACAGUUUAUUGGAGUCAAUGGAGGCUACGAGUCCACAUCCUCAGAAGAUAGCAGCAGUGAGAGCUCAGAUGAGGGGAGUGACUCUAGUGAAUAUCAUGAAGCCAGAGAAAAACUUCCAGAGUCUACAGUCCAGCACCAGCAGACAAUACACAACAAGGAUUCCAAACAAGAAGAAAGCACCAGUGUACCUCAGCAAAAUGCUGUCAAACUACCAGCUGCCAUUCCAGACUCAAGUCCCAGCCAGUCUGCAGCUGUAGACACAAUGCCAUCAAACAAAGCACCUCAGUCACCAGCGACAGACACUGUGGUGCAAAAAUGUGCCUCACAGCCACCAGCAUCAGACCACGCCAUACCUCCUCCAUGUUCACCAAAUGAUUCUGAGACUGUCAAACAAUCAUCAGAAAAGCACAAACAGGUCACCUCCACACCAGUUAGCACUGAAUCCACUCCUGAGCAGAAGGCUUCACUUACCUGUUCUUCAUCACCUGGCCUCACUAAAAUCAGUGAUAACACCCAGCAGCGGUACAGCAUCCAGUCAGAGUGCAAACCAGCAGAUGAACGUAUUUCAAAUGAGACUGCGACAGCGCCUUCAAAACAAGUCAGACUAGAGCUGAGUGACAGCCUGAUGUUAGCUCUGCAUGCCCUGCAGAAAGCCCUGGGGGAACCUAAUGCCUUCAGCCAACAAGGAGCAAGGGCAGCUUACACCACAGUGCUGCAAGAGUGGCUACGUGUGUCCUGCCACAAAACGGCCGACACAGCUGUUGUCAAGGCCUACAUGGACACUUUCGCCUCAAUCUCCCCUCAGCUGCUGGAGUUUGUCAUAAAUAUGGCUGAUGGCAACGGGAAUACAGCCCUUCACUACACUGUCUCCCACUCCAACUUCCCCGUGGUGAAACUUCUGCUGGACACUGGCUUGUGUAACGCUGACAAGCAGAACAAGGCGGGCUACACGGCCAUCAUGCUGACGGCUCUGGCUGCCUUCCACUCCGACAGUGACCUUCAAACUGUCCUGCAGCUGCUGCGCACAGGGGAUGUCAAUGCCAAGGCCAGCCAGGCUGGACAGACAGCGCUGAUGCUGGCAGUCAGUCAUGGUAGAGGGGACAUGGUGCGAGCGCUGCUGUCCUGCGGGGCACAAGUUAACAUCCGCGAUGACGACGGCUCCACUGCACUCAUGUGUGCCUGUGAACAUGGUCAUGUGGACAUUGUGCGUCAGCUGCUAUCAGUGCCAGGAUGUGAUGCCACUCUCACCGAUAAUGAUGGCAGCACUGCUCUGUCCAUUGCCCUUGAAGCCAGUCAGAAUGACAUCGCUGUGCUUCUGUACGCUCACCUCAACUUUGCAAAGCCUCCAUCCCCUGUUUCCCCCAAGUCUCCGCUCUUGGGCUCCUCUCCUCCUGCUGGUGAACUAAAGUAAACCACACGCCUACAGCUCAGCUACACAGCCAAUCCACAGAUGUUUAUUCAUCUAUUGUACUUAAAGGAAACAUCAAGUUUGUUUGUGCGUUCGUUUUCACCCUGAAUAAUUUAAGUAUGUGCAGAUAAUUACGUGAGAGCUCACACCAUUGUUACUCAUUGCUUAUUGUACACAGUGGUCUUACUUUAAUCCCAGUGGUGGUUGGAAAAGUGUGAAACUGAACAUUGAAUGGAUUUCGUUCUAGUUUUGCAAUAAUCCAGUUGUCAGCACUGUUUUGACAAAUCCAAACUGUUCACCGCAUUUCACUAUACGUUCAAUUGUUAUGCACUCGUUCUGUAAUUCCAUAUCAGUUUUAUAUAAGUCGGCUCAUAGAGCAGCGUGUUUUCAUUGUACCAUAGGUGUUUCACAGUAGCAUCGUUUUGUGUGACCAUCACAGUCAUUUGGAAUAACUGAAGCCACCCCUCUCAUGGGUAAGUGUCCUUGCAUCAACUAGCUCAUUGGUGCUACAAAAUAUAACACUUCAAUAGUCUGUUGAUAUUUAUGCACAAGAUUUAUUUACUUGAGAGUAUUUUUGAUAUUGAUUUUUUUUAAUCAUUCUGACUUAAUUCAGGACCUCGUGGUUUUAUUUCCUAGGUGUUGGUUAACUUUACACCUUUUUAACCAGUUUUAUGUGUUUAUCACAUUCCCCAAAUCAAACCCAAAGAUGUCUGUUUCACAUCACCUCUUUUUAAAGCUGCUUAUUGUGGUAAUAAUGUUAAGGUGGUGUUAAAGAGGAGAGAGGUUACCAUUAUUCUCUGAUGGCUGCGGUACUAUGGUCUUUGUAUUUUUAUAUGUAAAGGUUUUUUGGAUGGUUGAUUAGAGGGUAUCUGUGUUUGUGAUGUGUGCUCAUAAAAUUUAACAAGACUUUGUUGAGAGAGCGCUGGUGAAGCCAGUGAGAUUUGUCAGGGAACCAGAAAGUAAGUGAUUUUGGUCUUAAAAGGGCGUGCCAUGUAAGAUAGGAAUAUUAAAAUAAUAUAUGUCAGUGUAAACUGGUAAUAAUUAUGCCUGAAAUCAAACUCCUUGAACUAAAGUGCAUAGGCUAUUGAUGUCAAAAUUUCUAUUACUUUUUAAAGAUGUUUUACCAAUUUUCAUAUUCACUUUUAAGCAAAUUUUUUAUAAACUUUCAAUUUUUUUAAGUAUCUAUCUUUUAUACAUUUGGAGUUUUUAAGCUCACGCCUGCGUUAUGUAAUCACACAGCUCUGUAGUUAAUGUUUUAUGAUGGUUUUAUGAAAAUGCUAGAUUGUGUGUCUCUUCUUCUAAUUUGUGCAUUUUGGAAAAUAAUAAAUAAAUAAAUAAAUGUGGACCACA
Molecule: messenger RNA, 4675 nt
Organism: Neolamprologus brichardi
Lineage: Eukaryota; Metazoa; Chordata; Actinopteri; Cichliformes; Cichlidae
Gene: kank2
Product: KN motif and ankyrin repeat domains 2
Biological process (GO): negative regulation of transcription by RNA polymerase II; negative regulation of intracellular estrogen receptor signaling pathway; negative regulation of cell population proliferation
Cellular component (GO): cytoplasm
Molecular function (GO): protein binding
Source: RefSeq, a predicted model, not a curated record